Styela clava is the source of this 1075-nucleotide messenger RNA. The record is from RefSeq and is a predicted model, not a curated record. NCBI's taxonomy places the organism in Eukaryota, Metazoa, Chordata, Ascidiacea, Stolidobranchia, Styelidae.
AGCAUAUUUUCAAUUUAUAAUAAAUGUUAAACUCAAUGGAAAUCUCAGUAUCAAAAACCUGUAUACAAGUUUAUGCUGUUGCUUUAUUUUUAUUAAUCAACCUGAAAGAUCUACAGGCUGCGAACUUGUGUCCGGAGAUACAAGGAUGCCGAUGCUUAAAGGAUUCUACAUCUCACGGUGAAACAGAUACAGCAGAUGGAACAAUGAAGAUAAGUUGUUCAAGUAUGACAGAUCCUAAACUGCAUCUCAUGCCGCAUGAAAACAUCACACAGCUCAUUCUGUCCAGAGUAACAAUUGCUAACUUAUCUAUCCUGGAUGAACUACGUAAAACAAAGCUCAACAAACUUAGUCUUUAUCGAAACAAUUUUGGAGAAACUGCAGUCUUCACUUGGAAAUGGAUACCAGAUUCGAUUACAACUAUUUCAUUAUCAAGAAAUGGAUUCAUAAAUUUUGCGAAUGGUGAAGAGGAUUGCAACUUUACAAGAAUGAAGAAUAAUUUGACUAUACACAUAUCGGAUGAAAAAAUUUCAUUAUUAUCAUUGUGCUUACCUGAAAGUACAACAAAGCUAUCAAUUUCUAAUAUACAACACAGUAAACAGGAAACAAUAGAGAUGACGAAAUGGCCGAGAAAUAUAGCAUAUUGUUGAUGAGUAGAAUCACAUUGGAUCAUAAGCAUAAACAUCUUUUCCAAUCAAUCCCAAGCACAUUGAAGACGAUGAUAUUCAAAGAAGUAAACUUAAUAUUAGUUGGGCAGAGCAUUUUCCAUCACAUCAGUUAACAAGCUUAACCUUACAAAAUUGUAGGUUAAGAGAAACAUCCUCUGUACUGAUUCCUUUAAUGAAAAAUGCAGUAAACUUGAAGUAUUUAUCACUUAGUAGAAAUCAAUUCAAGCAAUUACCAAGUUACUUUCAACGUCAAUCGAGCAGCUUAUUUCAUACAACGAAAUAUCUAAUGUGGACGAAACUGUUUGGAAACAAUUCCCGAAUUAAAGCAGCUGAAUCUGAGACACAAUCGAUUGUCAGUAGUACCAGUUGGAAUGCCGUCAACACUUCAGAUAUCGAUCUCGGAUACAAUU